UAUAUCUUUUACACAGAGCGGUGUAAGCAGCUUCCCUCAGUGUAAGCCGUGCAUACAUUGAUAUGUAUCUGUUGCUGGAAACAGAAGGGCGGUCCUCUGUAUCUGUAACACUUUCGGUUUCAUAACCCUUCUGAUAAAACCGGCAGAGACGAGGCAGAAAGAGAGAGAAACUAAAGCAACGCUUCUUGCAGUCCGUGAACCUCGAGUCUACAUUGUACAGGUUUUGGUCUUUAACUACAUCAUUUUAGUUAUUUUGGGUGAUUUGCUUACGAGCACAUUUCAAUAAGAAGCUCUUCCGGCAAACCUACAUCUUACAGUAACAAGCCCUCACCAUGAAGCCGCUGGCAGCGCUGGCGUGUCUCCCAGUGCUGGACGUGGCCGUCACUCACGCCCUGCGGCUCGGGCUGACCCGGGUUCCAGUGCCGGAGCUGCAGCUCCCUCUGUGGAGCCUGUGGGUGACGGGUGUGCUGCGAGCCGCCGUGCUGAGCCUGGUCUUCUGUCACACCGUCCGCAGGGCGCCGCAGUGCCCGGCCUGGCUGCUGAGCAGAGACGCGCUGCAGAGUGUGCUGCUCCUGAGCCUGCUCCUGCCCUGCUACGCCACGCUGCAGGCUGUGAGUGCAGGCGGGGCGCAGGAGCUGCUGUGGGGCUGGCACUGUCCGAGCGCCCUGGCGCUGGGGUAUGGAGUGACCGUCGCGACGGCUGUGCUGUGGCAGCGCUACGCGCCCUCCCCGUCCGAACCUGGGUCCCAGAAGAGAAACGGGGCGUCGCUCAGGAGGCUGGCGGAGCAGAUGAGCCCCGACGCCAGGCACUUCGCAGCGGUGGGGUUCUUCCUGGUGGUGUCAUCUCUGGGUGAGAUGGCCAUUCCCUACUACACAGGGAGGAUGACAGACUGGAUCAUGAACGAGGAGGAGCCAGAAGCUUUCAAUAACGCCAUCACUGCCAUGGCCCUCAUCACCAUCGGGAGUACUGUGUCAGAGUUUGUAUGUGACCUCAUCUACAACAUCACAAUGAGCCGGAUUCACAUGAGAAUCCAGAGCCGGGUCUUCAGGUCAGUGCUGCGGCAGGACAUUGCCUUCUUCGACACGGCGCAAACCGGUGACAUCACGUCCCGCAUCACGACGGACACAAACACGAUGAGCGAGUCUCUGAGUGAGAAGCUCAGCCUGCUCAUGUGGUAUUUCAUGAGGGUGCUGUGUCUGUUCGGCUUCAUGCUCAGACUGUCCUGGAAACUCUCCCUCUUCACUGCCAUCGGCCUGCCCAUCAUCUGGGUCAUUCCAGAGCUGACCGGGAAAUUCUACCAGAAACUGUCAGUGAGAGUGCAGGAGUCUCUGGCGAAGGCAAACGCCGUUGCCAUGGAGACGUUCUCAUCGAUGAAGACAGUGCGCAGCUUCGCUAACGAAGAGGGCGAGGCGCAGCGAUACCGAGACAAACUGGAGGAGACGUACCGGCUCAACAAGAUCGAGGCUGCUGCCUACGCUGCCUCCUCCUGGACAAACAGUCUCUCCAGCCUGGCUCUGAAGGUCUCUAUCCUGUACUACGGAGGGAUGCUGGUGACCUCGGGGGAUGUGAGCAGUGGAGACCUGGUGUCCUUCGUCCUGUAUGAGCUGCAGUUCUCCUCUGCUGUGGAGGUGCUGCUCUCGUACUAUCCCCAUGUGAAGAAGGCGAUCGGCGCCUCAGAGAAAAUCUUCGAGUACAUGGACCGCGAGCCGGAGAUGACAGCGGGGACCCUCGCACCCGAGACCCUGAGGGGACACGUGGAGUUCAAGAACGUCAGCUUCACCUACCCUCGCAGACCCGACACCACCGUGCUCAAGAGCGUCUCGUUUGAGCUGCGCCCCGGUGAGAUCACGGCUCUGGUGGGCCCCUCUGGCGGGGGGAAGUCGACGUGUGUGUGUCUGCUGGAGCGCUUCUACCAGCCCCAGAGUGGAGAGAUCCUGCUGGACGGGGCUCCCCUUCAAGACUACCAGCACUCGUACCUGCACAGGAAGGUUGCUCUGGUGAGUCAGGAGCCGGUGCUGUUCGCCCGCUCGGUUCAGGAGAACAUCUCGUAUGGAGUGGAGCAGAAAAGCGAGGAGGAGGUGCAGCGAGCAGCCAAGAGAGCCAUCGCACACGACUUCAUCACGGAGCUGCAGGAGGGCUACAGCACCGAUGCUGGUGAGAAGGGCGGGCAGCUCUCGGGGGGUCAGAAGCAGCGUGUGGCGAUCGCUCGGGCUCUGCUCAGGGACCCCCGCAUUCUCAUCCUGGAUGACGCCACCAGCUCCCUGGACACUGAGACUGAGCACCUGGUCCAGUCGGCUGUGCUGAAUGGGCGCCGCUGCUCGGUGCUCCUGAUCUCUCACAGGCUGAGCUCCCUGGAGCGGGCGGACCGCAUCAUCGUGCUGCAGGGAGGGGAGGUGGUGGAGCAGGGGAGCCACUCGGAUCUGCUGCAAAGAGGGGGCGUCUACCAGAGCCUGUUGGAGAAACAGAGCAGGGGCUUCGACCGCAACGGGGUCGACCGGGACCAGGAGGGACCAGAACAGCAGGACUGAGAGCUCAGAGCAGCCUGCACUCCACUGCACACUGCACACUCUCUGCAGGGAGAAGAAUACAUGGAUACUGCUGUGGAAGAAUACAUGGAUACUGCUGUGGAAGAAUACAUUGAGACUGCUGUGGAAGAAUACAUUGAGACUGCUGUGGAAGAAUACAUUGAGACUGCUGUGGAAGAAUACAUUGAGACUGCUGUGGAAGAAUACCUUGAUACUGCUGUGUAAGGGCCUUUUAAACUGAAGACAGAAUUGUAUUAUUAAUCACAAAAACAAAGAUUGUACAGGAAGUGCUCUGAGGCGUGCACUGUGACAGGGUACUGCAAUGACAUCAUCACUGUACGCUUCAUUCAUCAUCAAAUCAAAUCAAAAAUAAUCUCUGUUCUGCAUUUGUAUUGUUCUGAAAUGUUCUUUUUCAGCUGAAUGUUAAUUGAAGUGGCCUCUUGCUGUGAGACUUUGUAUCUCUGUGCUCUUUUGAGUGGCAGUGCGCAGGGACCGUGACUCCAGUACAUUCACAAUUCCUUGGAGGCUACAUAUCUGAUGUGACAUUCAGUGGGGCAAAGCGAGGGCCAGUCCAGCCCAGAUAUGCAUUACACCAUACAUGCCAUUACUCACUCGAACCAAUUUGAGCUGAUCAGGUAUUAUUAUUAUUAUUAUUAUUGUAUUGGUCACCUCUGAGGCUCUCUAGGAGAGGAGUGGUUCCCCAGAAAUUCUGUGGAUUAGAGAUAAACAAGCAUGCAAUCUGGCUCCUAUAAGAGCACUGUGGAUCAUUGAUAAAUAAACAAGCAUGCAAUCUGGCUCCUAUAAGAGCACUGUGGAUCAUUGAUAAAUAAACAAGCAUGCAAUCUGGCUCCUAUAAGAACAUUAGAACACCCCCCCUCUUUAAUACCCCUCGUGUCUGCAGGGCGCAUGUAAAGGAGUGUGUCCAGUAAGUGAGACCUGACUGUGACCCUGAGCCGUCCGCAGUCCAAGUGUGCUAGGAGGACUCCGCUGUGCCUCAUGACUUGGUGUCACUGUUUUUAAAUUGCUGUACAUCACAGGGCUUGAAACUCACACCAGCCCUGCUGCACCCAGUCCUGGGGUUAUUAUACAAUCAGCUCCCUGGUAAAGCUGCUGUGAAUGAACUGAUUCUCAUCACAGCAUCAAUACGUCUCACCUGUGAGUCUGCAGGGUUACUAAUAGGAGUUUGAACAAUCAGCCCCCUGGUAAAUCUGCUGUGAAUGAACUGAAUCUCAUCACAGCAUCAAUACGUCUCACCUGUGAGUCUGCAGGGUUACUAAUAGGAGUUUUGCACGCAGCUAUAACAGAGGAACAGUUUAUUUUUAACAUCAAAUCGUUUCAAUAAUUCUGAAGGCCAGGAAUGGAUGCAGCUGGGCUAGUGUGAGCUUUAAGUGCAUUGACUGAAGCAGGUCUAAGUGCAGUGUGUGUUUCUCUAUUCAGUUAUAUCACAGUGCAUUGAUUGAAGCAGGUCUAAGUGCAGUGUGUGUUUCUCUAUUCAGUUAUAUCACAGUGCAUUGACUGAAGCAGGUCUAAGUGCAGUGUGUGUUUCUCUAUUCAGUUAUAUCACAGUGCAUUGAUUGAAGCAGGUCUAAGUGCAGUGUGUGUUUCUCUAUUCAGUUAUAUCACAGUGCAUUGAUUGAAGCAGGUCUAAGUGCAGUGUGUGUUUCUCUAUUCAGUUAUAUCACAGUGCAUUGAUUGAAGCAGGUCUAAGUGCAGUGUGUGUUUCUCUAUUCAGUUAUAUCACAGUGCAUUGAUUGAAGCAGGUCUAAGUGCAGUGUGUGUUUCUCUAUUCAGUUAUAUCACAGUGCAUUGAUUGAAGCAGGUCUAAGUGCAGUGUGUGUUUCUCUAUUCAGUUAUAUCACAGUGCAUUGAUUGAAGCAGGUCUAAGUGCAGUGUGUGUUUCUCUAUUCAGUUUUGCACUCCAAGAUUAUUAUUUCAUUCAGUGAAUUUGUUUUUUAAGUUCUAGUUUCCAGUAGCUUUAGAUCCUUUUCAAUUCUUUUUUAAGCUGCAUAUUUCUAAUAUUUCCAUGCAUUGAUUUUCACAGUAUCUGCAAACACAAGAUGUAAAUAUUAAUUAAUAUUAAUAUCCACUGAAACAAAGUGAGUCACAGCUGUAACUCACAAGUCGUUUUCUUAUUUAAAUCUGUUGUGUUAAAUCAAAUACAGUUUGAGAAUCCACAAUACUGUUCUAUCUGAUUUUGAUUUUAAAAUGCAAAACUUCUUUUAAUGAAUACAAAGCUAAUCGCUUGUGAGUUCAAUCUUUGUGAGCGGGGUGCAGCUGUUUUUUGUUUUGUUCUUGUUGUUUUUUUUACAGGUUUGUCAAUGCAGGUGUUUCUGCUGUAAUUUUUAAUUAAAAAAAACUAUUGAAAAA
Molecule: messenger RNA, 4892 nt
Organism: Acipenser ruthenus (sterlet)
Lineage: Eukaryota; Metazoa; Chordata; Actinopteri; Acipenseriformes; Acipenseridae
Product: antigen peptide transporter 1-like
Exons: 12
Coding region: 333-2528 (731 amino acids)
Biological process (GO): transmembrane transport
Cellular component (GO): membrane
Molecular function (GO): ABC-type oligopeptide transporter activity; ATP binding; ATP hydrolysis activity
Source: RefSeq, a predicted model, not a curated record